Messenger RNA from Candidozyma auris, 2007 nucleotides. It is a transcript of the gene FKH2, whose product is annotated as forkhead family transcription factor. Gene Ontology annotation, biological process: regulation of transcription by RNA polymerase II. Bases 1 to 2007 code for a protein of 668 amino acids. The transcript has a single exon. NCBI's taxonomy places the organism in Eukaryota, Fungi, Ascomycota, Pichiomycetes, Serinales, Metschnikowiaceae. Gene Ontology annotation, molecular function: DNA-binding transcription factor activity, RNA polymerase II-specific; protein binding; RNA polymerase II cis-regulatory region sequence-specific DNA binding. The record is from RefSeq and is a predicted model, not a curated record.
AUGGCAGAACUGCAAAAGCGUCCUCGUGAAGGGGACGACCUUCCGACUUUUGACGACCCAGCGGACCUUGUAAAUGCAGUGAUUUCCACGCUACAAAUUCCGGAGGAGAGGACGAAUGUGGCUAACGAGUUUGCCAACGAUAAGAACUUGGCUACGGAAGUGCAGGCGUACGCCAAAAUAGCUGGCCGUGACUGGACUUAUUACGUUCGGACGCUAGCUGUGUCGAUAGGCAGAAACACCGAAAACAACCCCCCUAACGCGCCUGCAAGUCAACAAGUUGUGAACAUCGACUUGGGGCCCGCAAAAGUGGUGUCUCGACAGCACGCGGCGAUAAAGUAUAACAUGGACCUUAAAUGCUGGGAAUUAAAAGUGCUAGGUAGAAAUGGUGCUCGUAUCGAUGGCAACAAGGUGGCCGUAGGAGCAGAACACGCUACGCCUUUGCAUUCGGGAGCUAUUUUAGACAUCGGUGGCACUCAAAUGAUGUUCAUCUUACCUGAUGCGCCUCCCAGUAUUCUGCAAAAGAUGUUGAACGUGUGUUUGUCCCGCUACAAACAAGCGAGCCACAAAGUGCCCAAGAACGGCACCAAUCUUCCUCGUGUUCCUACGAUGCACCAGCCUCAAAACAACAUGAGACUGUUUUUGGGAGUGACUGGCUUCCAGAUGUUUGACAAGGCAAAUUUGGCAAACUCUCCCUCCUCUGUUUCUGCCGUCUCUUUGCAGAACAAUUUGGACCAGGACCUAUCUAAAGAAGAUGCUAAGGACAUAAAACCACCUUACUCCUAUGCCACAAUGAUUACUCAGGCUAUUCUCUCCAAUCCUGACGGUGUGAUGUCCUUAUCAGAAAUCUACAACUGGAUCUCUUCCCAUUAUGCAUACUACAAAUACUCUAAGGCAGGUUGGCAGAACUCCAUUAGGCACAACUUGUCUCUCAAUAAAGCUUUUGAAAAGGUUCCCAGAAGACCAAAUGAGCCAGGAAAAGGUAUGAAAUGGCAAAUAAGUGAGUCUUACAAGGAAGAUUUCAUGAAGAAAAUUCAAAACGGUACUUUGCUGAAGUCACGUCGUGGUUCUUCAGUAUCUCGUACACUCCAAAUACAUCUUGCUACGCAUCACAGUCUUCCAGAGUCCCAGAACUUCAACAGUGACAACAGGCAGAUGAUGAAUUUUCAGGGCAACGCUGCAGCUAGCGACCACAUGUAUCAGAAAGUAACUCAGCCCAUGCCGUACACGGGAAUACCUCCUAAUCAAAUGCAGCCUCAAAUGGGCUUUGCUGGACACGGAAUGAACGGAGUUUCGAUGCAACAAUUCAAUGGGCAUCCAGGGUUCUCUAACAAUUCUCAAAUGGCACAGCAACCUCCACUACAACAGCAUCAACCACCUCAGCAAUUGCAAUUCAUGCCUUCUCUAGGCGGAGAUAACAAAACACUCGCUUCUCCUCUUAAGCAAGGCACAAGAGCGGACUCCAACACACCAAAGCUCCCGAAGGUAUCUGGGAGCCACGUAUUCAACCUUCCACCUCCUACGCCUGGUAAUCAUCCUAAUAAUAAUUUUGCCUUCAGAACAAGUGAUCCAACCACCCGUGGAGCAGAUAACACCAAUGGAAGUGAAUUGGCAAACACUACUUCACAAACUAACAUGAGUGACAUGCCUAACUCAACUGCUCCUACUACCUCGAACACAUCCGACUUAGGUAUGGGGUACAACUCGCCAAAAAAGAUUACUCCAUUGGAAGCAUUCACUCCAGAGAGAGGUUCGAGAGCAUCCGGAACCAAGCUUGGUCUUCCAACCAAUGGAAACAAUACAAACCAAUCAUCUCCAGCCUUCUGGAACUUCGUGCAAUUCAGCACACCUAAUGGUCAGACACCAGGAAGGAAGAAUAGUGAGGAUGGUAAUGAAGAGGCAAGUCCGACACAUCUGAGGAGACCAACCACUAAUGCUAGUAACUAUCAGGAUGUUACAGAUUCAAAGGUGAAUGGACUGCCUGGAAAGGCGAUCACGCCCCCCAAAUAA